Molecule: messenger RNA, 2136 nt
Organism: Ilex paraguariensis (yerba mate)
Lineage: Eukaryota; Viridiplantae; Streptophyta; Magnoliopsida; Aquifoliales; Aquifoliaceae
Source: the annotation of a GenBank genome assembly
AUGGUGAUGAUGAGUACCUCUGGGAACUUGGAAGUAGAUGUUGCAACAAAUGAUGAUUACAUCACAAAGGCCUUCAUAGCAGAUGGUGAUAUUCAGCAUGCACAAACCAGAAGGAAACUAAUAUUCAACAACUCCGGUUUCAUAAGCAUAGACUGUGGUGAGUCAGAAGAUUACACCGAUCCAUCCAGCGGUAUAUUUUACCAGACAGAUGCAGAAUUCAUUGGUACCGGAAAAAACAAGCCGAUAUCGUCAGAAUCAAUGACUCUUGCACCUUACGAUCGACGAUCAAAGAACUUGAGAAGUUUUGACGAAGGAAUAAAGAACUGUUACACCCUGCCAAAACCUAGCCAAGGCAAAGACGAUAAGUACCUGUUAAGAGGUUCCUUCAUGUAUGGGAAUUACGACGGCAAAAAUGAGAUUCCGAAAUUUGACCUGUAUCUUGGUGUUAAUUUCUGGGUGACGGUGGAGCUGGAGAAGGUACUGUCGUACUUCUAUGAAGAGAUUAUAUUUGUUCCGGCGACGGAUUUGAUAUAUGUGUGCCUUGUAAACACUGGUUCUGGAAUUCCGUUCAUAUCUGCGUUGGAACUGAGGCUGUUGGACAAUCCCAUUUAUGCUGAGUUGGGACCGAGUCUACAAACCGCACACCGAUAUGAUGUUGGAUCUAACCAGUCAGUCAGGUACAAAGAUGAUGUUUAUGAUCGCAUCUGGAAUACUGGAGGAUUCGAUGGUUAUUAUCCAAUCAAAAUCCAAGACCAAGAGUCCAUCGACACGCAGAAUAGCGCAACUGCUGAUAAACCUCCGGAGAAAGUAUUGAGCACAGCGAUCAAGGCACAAUCUGCUGGUGAUGCCAUAGAUUAUAAGUGGAAUCCUACAGACCCCAAUUCUGAUAGUUAUGUCUAUCUUCACUUUGCUGAAAUUGAGGUUCUACCCAAUGGAACGCAGCGGAAGCUCUACAUUUCUUUAAAUGGUGAACCUUACCCAGGUGAACAACCUAUUAAACUCGAAUACCUAAAGGCAACCACCGUAACUACCUCAAAAUGGCCAAUCAAAGGUGCCCAACUUAGUUUUUCUAUAAGCACGGGCGCGGGUUCUGACCUACCUCCCAUCCUUAAUGGCUUGGAAAUUCUUCAGGCGAAGAGCCUCCUUCUUUUGCCGACAAAUCAGGAAGAUGUUGAUGCCAUCAUGAACAUCAAAAAGAAUGUGACAGCGGAGAAAAAAGAUUGGCAAGGAGACCCAUGUCUCCCAAUCAAUUACACAUGGCAGGGUUUGCAUUGCAGCGAUGAAAAUCCUCCAAGGAUCAUCUCAUUGAACUUGAGCUCAAGCGGACUGUCUGGGGAGAUCUUGCCUGUAUUCUUCAAUUUCAAAUCAAUACAAUCUUUGGAUCUAUCGUCCAACAACUUGAGUGGACCACUGCCAGGAUUUUUAGAGCAACUGCCAUUUCUAAAUAUGCUUAAUUUAUCGGGAAACAACCUCACAGGUUUCAUCCCCCAGGCUCUACAGCAAAAAGUCAAGGAUAAAACAUUGUUGUUAAGAGUGGACAAAAAUCCAAAUCUUUGUCUAACGGAUUCAUGCGAAAAGACGGUUGUGUUCUGCAAUGCAAGCAUGGACGAAAAUCCAAAAGUUUGUCAGACAGAUUCACGCAAAAAAAAGACGACAGAUCUUAUUCCAGUUCUUGUACCCAUUGUAUCGGCAUUGAUCCUGCUCCUUUUAGGUGGUCUUGCCAUCUUUUGGACUCUCAAAAGGAAAAAAAGGGGAGAAAUGGUGGUUGUUGAAGCUGGCAAAGAGGGAUCAGUUAAGUCAAAAACCCGAAAGUUUACCUUUUCUGAGAUUGUGAGCAUUACUGGCAACUUUGAAAUAGUUAUAGGAAGAGGAGGAUCCGGAACAGUUUAUCAUGGCCGCUUGAAAGAUGGCACUCAAGUUGCUGUGAAAAUGCUCUCUCCAUCAUCAACCCAAACAAAGGAAUUCCACACUGAGGUACAACUCUUGAUGAGAAUUCAUCAUAGAAACUUAGCUACACUUAUAGGGUAUUGUGAUGAAGGUACUAAUAUGGCACUCAUCUCUGAAUACAUGGCUAAUGGAAAUGUGAAGCAGCAUCUAUCAGGUAUCAUUAUAUGUUGUUAUAACGCUCAGCCAUAG